AUGGCGAAUGUGUCUAUUCUUGAUACAACAUCAGCAACAUCAUUAGCUCCCAAUGUCGCAUUCUCUCGAACAACAGAUUCAAAAGUUCAACCCACAACGAUCACAGAAUCUUCCGGAGUUCCCAAUUUGAAAGCUUCCGGAUUCGACUGCAUCAGAUACAUGGGAACAUGCAAUGGAGGUCACAUAUAUCUUGGCCGACAACAAAGAAGGUUCAAGGAGUUUGUCGCAAUCAAAAAAUUCUCUAUCGAUGAAUUCGAUGAUUAUACUGCGAUUGCUAGAGAAACCGCGCAUUUGAGGCUGCUGAGCCACCAAAAUAUCAUUGAGCUCCAGGAAAGCUUUGUAUUUGAGAAGUCUAUAUAUCAGAUUACGCCAGCGAUGAAUCUCGGAUCCCUGUUCGAUAUAGUUUGUGAGUACAAAAAAUGGGGCAUUAAUGAAAAAGCAACUGCUGGAAUCACUGUACAAGUUCUCGAUGCUCUCAUAUAUCUUCAUCAGAAACGAUACAUUCACAGAGACGUGAAACCGAAACACAUACUGAUUGAUAGUAAAGGAAAUGUGAAAUUGACAGGAUUCCGAUUUAUGAUAGAAUUAAAUCAUCAUCUUGAUUGUGUCUUCGAUUAUGACACUCAUCUCCAAAAUCAGAUUUACUACCUCGCUCCCGAAGUUCUCGCACAGAAUAUGCACGGUUACACAGCAAAAUCCGACAUAUACAUGCUUGGAAUCUCGAUCUGCGAAGCGAUAAACGGAGUGAUGCCAUUUGCUGAACUGGAACCAUUGGAAAUGUUGCUUAGGAAGUUGAAUGGACAAGUACCGAGACCAGUUGACAAAUUGAGUUUGCAAGAUGAUGAGAACAUGGGAAUUGAUAUAACUCUUCGCCCACAAGAACAUUUGACUCGUCAAUUCUCGGGUGAAAUGCACGCAUUCAUUGCCAACUGUCUCAAUUAUGAGCCACAACAAAGAAGCUCAGCUUCCGAUUUGAAAGAUUCCGACUGGCUUACCAUGAAAAAUAUCAAGGGUGUUGGACCGAAGGAGCUCAGUCAAGAACUUCAACUCGAUUACUCUCAUUUCGACUUAUCGCUUUGGGAGCAAGAACCAGUGAUGCCUUCAGAACCCGAACAGAAAUUUGAGACUGCCUUCGAUUACACAUCAAUUUCUUAA
This is a messenger RNA of Caenorhabditis remanei, 1155 nucleotides long. RefSeq lists its product as uncharacterized. The transcript has 6 exons. The record is from RefSeq and is a predicted model, not a curated record. Gene Ontology annotation, molecular function: ATP binding; MAP kinase kinase activity. Gene Ontology annotation, biological process: stress-activated MAPK cascade; protein phosphorylation. Lineage: Eukaryota; Metazoa; Nematoda; Chromadorea; Rhabditida; Rhabditidae. Bases 1 to 1155 code for a protein of 384 amino acids.